Molecule: messenger RNA, 1143 nt
Organism: Coniophora puteana RWD-64-598 SS2
Lineage: Eukaryota; Fungi; Basidiomycota; Agaricomycetes; Boletales; Coniophoraceae
Exons: 1
Coding region: 1-1143 (380 amino acids)
Source: RefSeq, a predicted model, not a curated record
AUGUUCCCGAAUCUCCACGAAGCCUAUCUAGACUCUGCUUUUCCCUGGGCUUUCCUGCCCCUUGUUCUAGGUCCUCGACUUGUGCGAGCCCAUUUCGACUCCCUCGCCCCCGAGUUUGGACACGCCAUCGUCUUUCUUGCCCGCAAGUGCCCAUCGGUGAAGUAUGUUUCCCUCCUUAUGGGAAAGGAUCACCCACCGGACAGCAUGUUUGCCACCAUGCUCGCAGAUGCUGUAUCUCUAGGCUUGCAAAAUGUCGAACGGCUGCACUUGGGAACUCCCGAUGUCGUUUAUAAACCAUCAGCGAUCCUUUCUACACUGUCAAGAAUGAAGUCGCUUGAUGCACUGAUCCUUGACUUGGAAUCACCCUCAACCUCACGACUACCCUCUAUUCCGUCACGAACAUCCCUUCCUUCUCUCACGCAGCUCACCCUUGAAAGCGGUGGGCCAAAGGAAGUGAUGCGUAUCAUGAGCUGCAUUCGCGAUCUUUCCAAUCUGGCCACCUUCCAUGCCACUUUGAAGUAUGGACCUGAGGACAAGGAAGCCGAUAUAUCUGACAUGAUAGCGUCACUGGUUCAAACAUUGCCAGAAACCAUGCUUAGCAUCCACCUCAGCAACGUCGAUCCUACUAUCUUUGCGCCGAGUCCAGCUGUAUUCCGUCCGCUGUUCCGAUUCAAUCAACUUUUUGACCUUACCGUCAACUUCGUCUUCGAUCCUCCAUUGAACGACGAUGACAUGGAGGCGCUGUCAUUGGCCCUUCCCAGACUCAAGAGUCUGUCACUGCCUCUUUUGACCGGUUCCCAUGCCAUUACCCGGACCACUCUACAGGGCCUCGCGACGCUGCUUCGCAAUUGCCGUCAUCUCUCAGAGCUCUCCCUAGCCCUUGAUCUGACGACCGCCACCAACGCUGCAUAUGACGCGCUACCUCCAUGGGUGCGGAACACGCAGAUUACCUCUCUUUCGCUGGGGAACUCUCCGAUGGACGAUCCUGCCUUUGCAGCCCGCCAUCUCCUGCGCUUGAUCCCACGCCUCUCUUCCCUACCCGAAUACAAUGGAAGCGAUCCGAACGCAGGUGUCUGGGAGGAGGUCGAGAGACUGGUCAAGCAGCACGCUAGUCGUGUUCCUACUCAAACUUUACUUGUUUAG